Molecule: messenger RNA, 822 nt
Organism: Diospyros lotus (date-plum)
Lineage: Eukaryota; Viridiplantae; Streptophyta; Magnoliopsida; Ericales; Ebenaceae
Product: cytochrome b5-like
Exons: 4
Coding region: 178-582 (134 amino acids)
Cellular component (GO): intracellular membrane-bounded organelle; membrane
Molecular function (GO): heme binding
Source: RefSeq, a predicted model, not a curated record
CUCGAUGGUUAAAAGUCUUUGACACAGAGAGGUUCUUCUGCUUGACUGUGUCAGGGAGAGAGAGAGAGAGAGAGAGAGAGAGAGAGAUUCUCUCUGUAAGCUGCGAACUACUGAUUCCAUUUCCUUUUUCUGUUUGACAAUUGCUGAGACUUGAGAAUCUCUACUGGCAGCAGGAAAAUGGCUUCGGAUGCGAAAGUUCACGUAUUCGAAGAGGUGGCUAAGCACAACAAAACCAAAGAUUGCUGGCUGAUUAUCUCUGGGAAGGUGUACGAUGUCACACCAUUCAUGGAUGAUCAUCCGGGAGGUGAUGAAGUUUUGCUAUCCGCAACAGGGAAAGAUGCAAAGAACGAUUUUGAAGAUGUGGGUCACAGCGAUUCAGCCAGAGAAAUGAUGGAAAAGUAUUACAUUGGGGAAAUAGAUUCAUCGACAGUUCCCUUGAAGCGCUGCUACAUUCCUCCCCAGCAACCCCCUUAUAAUCCAGACAAGUCCCCAGAAUUCUUGGUCAAGAUUUUGCAGUUUCUAGUUCCCCUCUUGAUCUUGGGGUUAGCCGUUGUUGUUAGGCACUACACCAAGGAGAAAUAAACGAAUGGCCAUAAGGAUUGUGCCCCAAUUGCAAGGGAAAAUGGAGUGACCUGGUUUGACUAGUUUCAAAGGAACUUGUUCUCCCUGUUUUCAGUUUAAAUCUCUUUUCUAAUUUGGUUUUGGUGUUGGUUGUGGAUGGGAUUUGCCAUGAUUGAGCAUGCAUGCAUGGUCAAAAGAGUACCCUAUUUUUGCUGGAUACUAAGUCACUUUUUUGCAUUUUGCUGGAUAUACUCUUUACUA